AUGUGCAGACUAGAACCAUUUCUGAAGAGGUCCCUGGUGGUCCUCCUUUUCCUGGGCCUGGCAGAGGCCUGCGUUCCUCGUGAAGUCGCAAUGGAAGAGAUAAUCAAAUUGCUGAAAGGAAUCUUGGGGUUGAUGGGCAGACUGUUCCCCGAUGGUUUCAGACAAAACAUCAUAUCCUCCUCCGAGCCGCCUCCCCUGGUAACCACUCCAGGUCUGUUGAGCCUCCAAGUACUGAAUGAAGAAACAAGUAACUGCAAAGAAGAAGGGUGGCCUCCUCCAGCUACCACCACAGUCAGGGGAUUUGUGAGGAGCAGUGGAUGGAGCUUUCUGAGGUGUGCCUACAUGGUGAUUACAUUCUUCUUCGUGUCCUACACUAAAGGGGACUGGUGUUACUGUCGCUACUGUAACCCGGACCUGGAUUUGAGAGACGACCCCUGCUGUUCCUUCCAGUGCCGCCGCUCUGGUUUCGCUCAACUCUCACAAGCCCUCCCGAGUCUUUCACAUCCUAAGGAAGCUCCUCGCACUCUGGCUUAUCAACUAGCAGAGUAUGAGUGUGUCCAGAGACCCUGCAGGAAGCCUGUCUGA
Molecule: messenger RNA, 585 nt
Organism: Mus pahari (shrew mouse)
Lineage: Eukaryota; Metazoa; Chordata; Mammalia; Rodentia; Muridae
Gene: Eddm13
Product: epididymal protein 13
Exons: 12
Coding region: 1-585 (194 amino acids)
Source: RefSeq, a predicted model, not a curated record